This is a messenger RNA of Myotis lucifugus (little brown bat), 5185 nucleotides long. RefSeq names its product collagen type XV alpha 1 chain (gene COL15A1). Gene Ontology annotation, cellular component: basement membrane. The record is from RefSeq and is a predicted model, not a curated record. The transcript is spliced from 40 exons. NCBI's taxonomy places the organism in Eukaryota, Metazoa, Chordata, Mammalia, Chiroptera, Vespertilionidae. The coding region runs from base 134 to 4297 and encodes 1387 amino acids.
CUGCCCGCCGCGGCCGCUGCCAGCGCCGCCUUUGUUCCCUGCAGGAAGGGCGAGCGGCGGCCCGCGCGCAGCGCCCCGUCGCCUCCGCGGAGCUCGGUCGCUUAGCGCCUUCGGGGCUCGGCAGACCCGCGAGAUGGAGCCAAGGAGGAACGAGCAGAGUCGGUUCCUGCUGUGGCUGCUCUGGGUCUCCGCGCUUCUCUCCGCUGCUGUCCGGACCCGCGCGGAGACAGAACCGGCUUCCCAGGCCCACGUGGACCUCAUGGAGAUCAUUGGUCUCCCGCUGUCCCCAUCCGUGUCCUUCGUCACAGGCUAUGGUGGCUUCCCAGCCUACAGCUUCGGGCCUGGCGCCAACGUGGGCCGCCCGGCCAGCGUCCUCAUCCCGCCCACCUUCUUCCGGGACUUUGCCAUCAGUGCCAUCGUGAAGCCCGGCAGCGACCGAGGCGGCAUGCUCUUUGCCAUCAUGGAUACCCACCAGAAGGUCAUCCACCUGGGCCUGCAGCUCUCGGCCGUGGAGGACGGCCACCAGCGGGUCAUCCUCUACUACACAGAGCCCGGCUCCGCCGUGUCCCGGGAGGCUGCCGCCUUCUCCGUGCCCGCCAUGACCCACAGGUGGAACCGAUUUGCCGUGAUGGUCGAGGGCGAGGAAGUGAUCCUCCUGGUGGACUGCGAGGAGCACAGCCAUGCCCCCUUCCAGCGGUCCUCCCGGGCCUUGGUUUUCGAGCCCACGACCGGGCUCUUCGUGGGCAGUGCAGGAGCCAGGAAGCUGGAGAAAUUCAUCGGCUCCAUACAGCAGCUCACCAUCCACUCCGACCCCAGGGCUCCUGAGAAGCGAUGUGAAGCCGAAGAAUCCUCGGCAUCAGGAGAGGCCAGCGGGCUUCAGGAGACAGACGGAGUCACAGAUGGAGUCGCUGAGAUCUUAGAAGCCGACACCUACACUCAAGCCCCGCCUAAAGAAGCAAAAGUUGAACCCAUUAACACACCUCCAACUCCAACCUUUCCCUCUGAGGAUUCAGAACUUUCUGGGGAGCCCAUACCUGAGGGGACCCUGGAAACCACCAACCUGAGUGCCAUCCUGAACAGCAGCGCUGAGCAAGGGUCUGGUGACAUCCUGAAUGACACUCUGGAGGAGGUCGAUGCUAUGAACGGGGUCCCCGUUACAGACCCUGGCUCCGGGGAUGGGGCCUUCCUUCAUGUCACUGAAGAGAGUCCACACACUGAAGAAGACUUGGCAACGACAGCAGCAGCCAGAGAAGCCGAUGUGACCAUCAGCACUGCCUGGGACACCGAAGUGGCCGUCAGCACUGCAGGGGAAGCCGAGGGGGGCAGUGUGCCCACCGGGGGCCCGGCCCUCUCCAUGUCCACCCAGGACCCUGGGAAAGGGGACACUCCCAGGCUGUGGAUCACUGAGCUGGUCCCCGUGAUGUCUUCUGUUCAGAGUCCAGACGCUGAAGAAGGCUCAGCAGUGAUAUCAAUGGAGGAGGCUGAGAUGCCCACCAGCACUGACAGGGAAGCAGAGGCCAGCACAGUGCCCACCGGGGAACCGGCCUUCUUCAUGUCCACGCAGGAGCCUGAGGAAGGGGUCAGUCUGGGUCCAGUCAGUGAAGGGAGUCUGACAACAGCAGCAGCUGCUGCAGAAAUGCCCCUGAGCACCUGCGAGGACGAGGAAGAGGAAGAGGAGGCCAGCAAGGCUCCCACCGGUGGCCGCCCUCCUGGCACACCCACAGCAGCCCCUGAGCAAGCGGUCACGGUCCUAGUGUAUGAAGACUUGGUAGCAGCCACAACGGAGGAGCCCCUGUCCAGGGCUGAGGCGGAGGAGUCGGGCAGCACUCCCCCCGAGGGGCCCCCACUGCCCAUACCCACGGUGACUCCUGCAACCACGGUCCCUCCGGUCACUUCGGUGGGAGCAGAGGCGGAGGGCUCUGGCCUGGGCUGGGGCUCGGAAAUCGGCUCUGGCUCUGGUGACCUGGGGCUCAGUGAGGAGCUGUUAAGAGGUCCCCCGGGCCCCCCGGGCCCACCUGGCUUACCUGGGAGUCCAGGAAAACCAGGAACUGAUGUUUUCAUGGGACCCCCUGGAUCUCCUGGAAAGAACGGAGCUGCCGGUGAACCUGGGCCCCGGGGCCCCAAGGGACAGCCUGGACUUGAUGGAGCCUCCGGCCGUCCAGGGACAAAAGGGGAGAAGGGAGCAAGAGGGCCUAAUGGCUCAGUUGGUGAAAAGGGUGACCCCGGCAACAGAGGCUCACCAGGACGCCCAGGGAAAAAUGGACAAGUUGGCACUCCUGGGAUCAUGGGACCCCCAGGGCCUCCUGGGCCCCCUGGGCCCCCAGGCCCUGAGUGUACAAUGGAACCUGAAUUUCAGUAUACUGAAGGCUCUGGAACCAUCAGGCCAUGGCAUGAACCCAGACUCUCAGGACCAAAUGCUUCAAAUGGUCUCAAAGGAGAAAAAGGAGACCCGGGGCUCAAGGGUGAAAGAGGGAUGGAUGGCACCAGCACUGUGGGACCUCCUGGACCCAGGGGACCACCAGGGCGCAUCGAGGUCUUGCCUAGUUCUUUGAUCAACAUGACCCACGGAUUCAUGAAUCUCUCCGACAUUCCCGAGCUCACUGGGCCUCCGGGCCCGGACGGCAAUCCUGGGCUGCCAGGGUUUCCAGGCCCUAGAGGACCAAAAGGUGACACCGGUGUGCCUGGAUUUCCAGGACUCAAAGGAGAACAGGGUGAGAAGGGAGAGCCGGGCGCCAUCCUGACAGGGGACAUUCCUCUGGAAAGGCUGAGGGGGGAAAAGGGUGAACCUGGAGUCCACGGAGCCCCAGGACCAAUGGGGCCCAAAGGACCGCCAGGACACAAAGGAGAAUUUGGCCUCCCCGGACGACCUGGUCGCCCAGGACUGAAUGGCUUCAAGGGUGCCAAAGGAGACCGAGGCGUCAUGAUGCCGGGCCCACCUGGCGUACCUGGUCCUCCAGGCCCCCCUGGACCGCCGGGAGCAGUGAUUAACAUCAAAGGAGCUGUCUUCCCCAUACCAGCCCGGCCACACUGCAAGAUGCCAGUUGGUACGGCUCAUCCUGGGAAUUCAGAACUCAUCACCUUUCACGGUGUUAAAGGAGAAAAAGGAACCUGGGGUCUUCCAGGUUCCAAAGGAGAAAAAGGCGACCAGGGGGCCCAGGGACCACCAGGCCCUCCAAUGGACCCAGCUUACCUAAGACAUUUUAUAAACAGCUUGAAGGGGGAGAAUGGAGACAGGGGGUUUAAAGGAGAAAAAGGAGACUCUAUCGGCGACUUCUCUGUGUCAGGACCUCCAGGCCAGCCAGGAAGCCCAGGCCUGGCUGGUCAGAAAGGGGAGACUAUCGUUGGGCCCCAGGGACCCCCAGGUGUUCCUGGCCUACCUGGGCCACCUGGCUUUGGAAGACCUGGUUCUCCUGGGCCACCGGGACCCCCAGGGCCACCAGGACCUCCAGCUAUCCUAGGAGCAGCUGUGGCCCUGCCAGGCCCGCCUGGCCCUCCAGGACAGCCAGGGCUUCCCGGAUCCAGAAACCUGGUUACAGCCCUGAGGAGCAUGGACGACAUGCUGCAGAAUGCGCAUUUGGUGAUAGAAGGGACAUUCAUCUACCUGAGGGACAGCACCGAGUUCUUCAUUCGUGUCAGAGAUGGUUGGAAAAAAUUACAGCUGGGAGAACUGAUCCCCAUUCCUGCUGACAGCCCUCCACCCCCCGCGCUUUCCAGCAACAACCUACAUCCGCUUCGGCCUCCACUGACGUCUGUUUCAAGUGUCAAUUAUGAGAGGCCUGCACUGCACUUGGUUGCUCUGAACAUGCCAUUUUCUGGGGAUGUUCGAGCUGAUUUUCAGUGCUUCCAGCAGGCCAGGCGUGCAGGACUGUUGUCCACCUACCGAGCAUUCUUAUCCUCCCAUCUGCAAGAUCUCUCCACAGUUGUGAGGAAAGUGGAGAGAUACAGCCUCCCAAUAGUAAACCUCAAGGGCCAAGUACUUUUCAAUAAUUGGGACUCAAUUUUUUCUGGCCAUGGAGGUCAGUUUAGUACACAUGUUCCAAUAUACUCCUUUGAUGGCCGAGACGUGAUGACAGAUCCUUCUUGGCCCCAGAAGGUCGUUUGGCAUGGCUCCAACCCCCAUGGAGUGCGUCUGGAGGAUAACUACUGCGAGGCAUGGCGAAGCGCCAGCACAGCAGUCACGGGAUUGGCCUCCCCGCUGAGCACGGGGAAGAUUCUGGACCAGAAAGCAUAUAGCUGCGCGAGUAGGCUAAUUGUUCUCUGUAUCGAAAACAGUUUCAUGACCGACGCUAGGAAGUAAUGACCUUCCCAUGACCUUAAGAGUUCCCCAAUUUUUCUUAUGUGAAGAGUUGACACUGAAAUCUAAAAUGUUUAAAUGUUGUAAAUAUUGGUGGGUUUUUUUAUUAUUACACGUUCAUCACAACAGCAACCAAAGAAAACAUACCUCAAUACACUCAAAACUGAAGACAUCAACAACUCAGAUCAAAGAUAAACAUCUGAUGGGUAUAUUGGUGCUAGACGCUGCAGGAAACCCCAGGCAGUGCGAACACAUCCCAACACGGCCGAGAGCACGUUGCAGGCAAAAGGCCUUAGCACGCUCCCGACUGCAUCCUUCAGAAAGUAAUUUCCUCCUUUCAGCCAUUGUUGUUGAGUGUAAGAUGUCCUUCAUGUUUUCUUACCAAGUCGGUGUUUAGAAAUAUUACCCCUCUUUAAGUUAUGUGCAGACCCAAUGCUUUAUUCUUUAAUAUACACCCAUCAUUUGCAACUGCUGUUCAUACAGAGAUACCGAACUGCUCAAAUGAUCCUAUCCGUAGUUUCUGGUAUUAUCAGAUUUUAAUGUUUUUAUUUUCUGAAAUAUUGUCAUCAUGCUUUAGGAGUUUUAUAUUUUUGCUACCAUCAUAUGUUAGUAUGGCAUCUGUUUAUAUCACUCUGACUUGCUGGAAAAGUUUAAACUCCCAGUUAUCUGAAACUAGAAGAGAAAUAACACGUAAUUCCUACCUUUCCCUUGGUGGCCCUUCCCCCCACCCCCACCCUGAUUUUAUGAUUUCCCGUUUGGCAUCUCUUGAAUUAUAACUGCGAUUGAACAAAUGGGUUCAUGAGGAUGACUUUUCUGAGAUACCUAUAUUUCAUGCUGUAUACUUUGGUUUUUUUCCAUGUAAGUGAACAUAAAAACAUCUUUUCCAGGCGC